AUGGAAUCCCCCUCUGCCGCAACAAGCAGACUCAUACAAAACAAUGUCGCUGGGCAAGAAGCACGUGUUGGGAUUCUCGCCCAAUGGUGGCCAAUUGUUUGCCUCGGUGGACGAGCUGGGCGUCCUGCGGAUAUGGAACACCGAGACGAAUACGCUGAAGCAAGAGUUCACGCCAAACCUGCAGGUCUCCGGGCCAUGUACGGCCCUCACGUGGGUUUCUCUCUCAGCUCCCCGCUUGAAGAAGUCUCGUAAGAGCCUCCAGAGCCAGGAGGCGACAGACGUUAAGCUCUACAUAGCACUGGGAACACUCAAAGGAGUCGUGGUCAUAUACUCGUUGGCUGAGGGCAAGAUUGAACGCACACUGAGUGGCGACAACCACGAUGGACCUAUCACCUCCAUUGCCUACGACAAUGCGGAUCACUUGUACACAGUCGGUGUCGACUGUCGGGCCCUUGUCUGGUCGCUGUCGGAGGGGCGCUGCCUCGGCGACUGGCAGGUGGGUCCUGAAAAGCCACAGAACAUCGCCUACCUUCCAAAGAGUCGCACCCUGGCUGUCGGAUCGCGUCAGCUGAAGGUCUUUGACGUGAAGACGAAGGAGCUGGUGGAGACCUUCACCGGACACUCUGGAGAAAUAAACACAAUCAGCCAUGUCGUGUGUGGGGAUAGUUCCGAGUUAGUGUUGACGACAGCCAAGAUGGAGCGAGUGAUUUGCUUCUGGAAAGUGGAGAAGCGGGGCAAGAGCAAAGCGUCCGCUUGUACGCUCCUCAUGGAGGAUCUGGCGUACUGCUUGGCCAGUGAAGUGCGCGAAGAUGGCCAGCUGAGGGUGGCCAGUGUGACUCGCAAUGGCAAUAUACACAUUUACCUGCUUAAUGUCAACAGUUUAUCUGCCGAGAAGUUUGUUAAGCCAAAAGUGUCCCUCCAAAUUGUUUCUGAUGGCACGGAGACCGUGGAACCCAUUCUGGCAGUGGCAGCUCACUUUGUGACCGAUUCCAACCGUUCCCACGAAAUCCUCUUCGGCUACGGCAGCCGCCAGCAGUUGCAGUUCGAGCGCUUCACCCCCAACUACGGCGAGAAACUGAACGUCAUUGUGCGAGCCGAUCCAAAGAAACUGUAUGCGAAAAAGAAGGGAAAGGAUCAGUUGGGUUUCCAGGAAGCCACCAAAGUUCAGAAGCCUAUUGUCAGCCAGAAGAACGUAGAGUACAACAGCGCCCUGCCGAUCUCCCAGAAGAAGGUGCAGAACGAGGUGCCCAUGGAGGCGCGGCUGCAACACCUGCAGAUCCAGUCCACCAAGCUGAGCGGUGGCAAGUUGCAGACCCAAAGCAAGACACAGCUGCUGAUGCAGGCACUCCACAGCAAGGACCAGGCGAUGAUAAAGGCCGUCCUGAGCACGAAUGAUGUGGAGACGAUACAGUUGACGCUGGACCGACUACCGCUGGAGUAUGUGAGUCCUUUGGUCAAUGAGCUCUCGAUUCUGCUGCAAGGAAAGCAUGCCAGUGUAAGCUCUGCCCUGCGGUGGCUGAAAGUGCUCGCCUCCACCCACACAAGUGUCCUCAUGUCGGAGGACAAGGAAGCGCUGCGAGAGAAGCUGGGCGUUUGUCUGGGCGUGGCAGAGCAGCGCAUGCACUGCCUCUCCGAAGCACUACAAAUUUCGGGACGAGUCAACCUGAUUAUCAGUCAGAUGAAGCGGAAUGCCGACAACCACUUGAACGACAGCAAGGCCCUGAUUGUGGACGACGAACCAGAUGACCUCGAAGAGACCGUGGACGAUGACCUGCUGACGGAGAACAACUGGAGCGAUCUGGAGGAUCAGCAAGUGAGUCCGGCUAGUGUGUCGGAGCAAGACGUCGAGGCGGACGACGACCUGGCCACCGAUGACGGCAAUCCGGAGACAGACUCUGAUGAAUCCAUGGAAGAGUAGCCUUCCCGGCUGUAAAUUAAAAUCAAAAAUUAAAACUACACUUAUUUUUCAAAACA
This is a messenger RNA of Drosophila ananassae, 1974 nucleotides long. Its product is annotated as WD repeat-containing protein 43. NCBI's taxonomy places the organism in Eukaryota, Metazoa, Arthropoda, Insecta, Diptera, Drosophilidae. The record is from RefSeq and is a predicted model, not a curated record. Bases 44 to 1918 code for a protein of 624 amino acids. Gene Ontology annotation, molecular function: protein binding. The transcript has 6 exons. Gene Ontology annotation, biological process: maturation of SSU-rRNA from tricistronic rRNA transcript (SSU-rRNA, 5.8S rRNA, LSU-rRNA). Gene Ontology annotation, cellular component: nucleolus.